Molecule: messenger RNA, 4644 nt
Organism: Physella acuta
Lineage: Eukaryota; Metazoa; Mollusca; Gastropoda; Physidae
Product: sphingomyelin synthase-related protein 1
Biological process (GO): ceramide biosynthetic process
Cellular component (GO): plasma membrane; endoplasmic reticulum membrane; Golgi membrane
Molecular function (GO): ceramide cholinephosphotransferase activity; sphingomyelin synthase activity; protein binding
Source: RefSeq, a predicted model, not a curated record
AAGAAACACGACUGUAAAUAAAGAGUAGCACCAUUUCAGAAUGGAAAGUAAGAUGGAGUCUGUUGAUACCUGGACAUGUGAAGAUGUUGAGUUUUGGCUUGAAGAGAAUGGACUAGAUAAAUAUGCUGAGCUGCUUACAAAAACUCAUAAAAUUGAUGGCCAGGUCCUUAUGCAUUUAACUGAAAAGGAUUUAAGAGAGCCUCCAUUACAGAUGACAGUGCUAGGGGACAUAAAGCGAUUAGCAUUGUUUAUACAGGAGCUCCGCUCAUUUUCAUCACAGACUUCCCCCGGUGUGUCUAGAAAAAAGGGCUCGGCAAGUAUUUUAGAAGGGAAAAGUAAGGAAAAGAAACAGAGUCCAACCAGCCCCCAGCGUCACAGAGUUACCCCAGUUCAGGAUAGCACAGAGUCAGAAGAUGUUGAUAGUUCCAGCUACAGUGUUAGUCUGCAGAGAAAGCAGGCUAAAGAUAUUCCUCUGGAAUUAUGGAAAACGCUGCUUAGCUUUGUGUAUGUUUUUGGAGUCUUCAUGGUCACAGCUUUUGUUAUGGUUGUUGUCCAUGACCGGGUUCCGGAAAUGGACAAGUAUCCACCUUUGCCUGACCUGUUCUUAGAUAAUAUGCCUUAUGUCCCAUGGGCUUUUGAUGCUUGUGAGUUGGUAGGCUUAGUCUUGGGCACUAUGUGGUUCAUACUUCUUGUAUUUCAUAAGCACAGGUUUGUUUUAAUGCGUCGCAUGUUCUCCCUGACUGGUACAAUAUUUCUCCUGCGUUGUGUCUGUAUGUUGAUCACGUCUCUCUCAGUACCAGGCAAACACCUACAAUGUAGUGGCAAGAGGUAUGGAGAUAUGUAUACUAGACUUGAAAGAACAUUUGAGAUUUGGAAGGGGAUGGGGAUGUCCCUUCAAGGUGUGAGAUCCUGUGGAGACUACAUGUUCAGUGGACACACAACUGUUAUUACCCUGCUCAAUUUUUUCAUCACUGAAUAUACACCAAGGAAGUUCUACUACAUCCACAUAGCCUCCUGGUGCCUUAACUUUUUUGGUAUUUUCUUCCUGCUGGCAGCACAUGAGCAUUAUUCAAUCGAUGUUUUCAUGGCAUUUUACCUGUCCUCUCGCCUCUUCAUGUACUAUCACACCCUGGCCAACAACAGGGCUCUCAUGGCGCCGGAUGCCAAGCGCACCAGGAUUUGGUUCCCCCUUUUCUCAUUCUUCGAGUCCAAGUGUGAGGGGCGCUUGUCAAACCAGUUUGAGCUGCCGUUCAAGUACAUCAUCCCCUGCUGGCAUGUGGUUCAGACCUGGCUCCUGGCUGUUAUUCCUUGUGCUAAAAAUGGCGCUGCCAGUGGACUAGCUGGCUGCUCGGAUAAACUUGCGUCGUACCUGUCCAAGAACCACCAAGAACCAGCUAGCAAGGUGGAUUAAUUGUAAGAUUCUAACUCUUUCUGUGUUGAAAAAUUUACUGAAUGAAUUUACUUCAUUAAAGUUGAAGUGAGAUAUGGAAGUGUAAAUCAGGAGUGGGAUCAUCUUGAGUGUUGGUUUAUUCUCUUGUUGGAGUUGGCUGCAAAACAUAUGAUCAUUAUAUAUAUUUUUAACCAAUAUAUAUUAAAUUGUUUCUGCAUUGCUUAAAGAAGAUAAAAUUACCUGGGGUGCUUGAAGAAUAAAAGUAAAAAAAUUAAGUGGCGUAUACAGCCACUGAAGAAAUAGAAAUCUGCCAGUUUUCUGUCACAGAGCAUGAUAUCAAAGUAUUAAUGUCUAGUCAGCUCUGUUUGAAGAAGUAUGUAAGGGCACACUGCUGUAUGGUAUUGUGUGGAUAUUAGACAAUACUGACCAGUCUUCAAGGUUUCAUGUCGAAUUGCUUAUUGUGAAAUGACAUGUAUAGGUUGAAUUUCAACAUAUCACUUUAUAAAAAAAAUUAUCAAUAAAUAUAUAUAUUUUUUUUUACCUGAAAAGUAUUACAUUCUAUAAAUUCAGAAAGUUGUAUUAUUAUAUGCAAGAUUUAACUAUUUUCAAAUAACAUUUUGUUUCAGUUAAGCUAAUACAGUAUUGUAGUUUUAUUUAAGCAAGAGUUGGGAAUAAUUGAGUAGUUUGCAAGCAUUUGAUAUCUACAAUGUAAAAUCAGCUGAAAUUUUAAAAAUUAUGUUAUUUGACCAAAAUAAUUAGUCAUUACAUGCAGUUGUUAUUUGCAUAAUUUUGUUAAUAAAUCUCCGAUGCUUUCUUGCAUAGAUGGACUCUACCCUCAGGACUUUCCAUAAUCAUGUACUGUUAUUUUUCUAUGCAUAUUUGUACUAUUGACUUCUAGCUUAUGCAGGUCAGGUCACUGAGCUGAAUGCAAACAUUCCCAUCCUACCGAUAAACAUUUUUACCAUGACAUUUUAUGUACUUGUUAAGUAAAUCACAUGACAAUAGUGACAGAUGUAUCAGCACAUCUUAAGCUUGUGUAUUAAGCUCAUAUAAUGUAAAGCUCAUCAUUAAGCUCUGGUUUGUGCAGCUUUAUGUUUAGGGUAUAAAAUGCUCUGGUCAGAUCAUAGUGUGCCUUUAAGAAAUUUUUUGUUACUGGAAGACUUUGUGGACACGCAUAACCAAGACUAUUUGACAUGACAAUCUGAUUCUUUAGAACAAAUGGGAUACAAUGGUUCAGUGACUAUAUUCUGUGCUAUGUAUGGCUGCUGAUGACCAUUGGUUUAUAUUGUGAUAUUUGGCCUGGUGUUUGAUAUAUUUAAACCAUCCCUGUGUCAAAACAGAUAUAUUUAUACAUUAUGAGAAAAAUCCUUGACAAAAGUAUGUCCAUAUUGCAAUUGUUAGAGGUCACAGAAAUUAAUUAGCCAAGGUAAGAGUGACUACAGGUAAAGUAAACCAUUUUUGUAGUACAUUUUUGUUCAGGGUAAAUUUUGAAUGAAUGAAGUUUUAUUUUUACUAUAGUAAUUGCAGAUUUGAUAAUUUAAAAAUGUUUUGAAUAAUUUUUAACAAAUCAAGUGAAAUAAAAACAUUUUAUAAAUCAUUUUGUGCCUGAAUGGAAUUAUCCUUAUUUUUCAAUUUCUUGUUGCUUUUGAAUUUUUGGAUCAUUUUUAUUCUUAUCAGCCAUAUUGGGUAAGCAGCUUUUUAAUUUUUAAAAGCAUUUUUUGCUAGGUUAUUUAGGUUUUAUACAUAACAGAAGUUAAUUUUUCAAACUAGAUGCAUUCCAGUUCCUGCAGUUUUCUUAUUUGCUUGUCAUUUAGUUAAUCUUUUUUUCUAAAGAACAAAAGCUUCUAAUGUAUUAUUGUCUUUACUUGAAUGAACCCUUCCGUGUAACAAGGGAACAAUAAACAUUUCUCUUAGUAUUCUACUUUUGUUUUGAGACUGCCACUUGUAGCAGUAUAAAAAUAAAAUUGAAGAAGGUGCUAGCUACUUCAAGCUAAAGAUUGUCUCCUAUAUUCAUUUAUAUACUUCAUUAUUAAUUGUUAGCAAUUUGGAAAUUAUAUGGUAUUUUUAUAGGUGUAAUUUUUUAAACCUUUUUUUCUGAAUUUUACCAUUUUUUAGCUGUUUUACACAAGAAAAUAUUUAUCAACAAUCAAGGAUGAUAUAAAUGUUCAUUAUUUUCAACUUUCUUCUCUUCCAAACCGAGUUUUCCAGUUAAUUUUGUGAUUUUGCUUAGCAUUGAUUUGCACUUGUUUCUUAUGGUCAUGUUUUCUAAAAAUAACACUUAAGUGAUCACAUUUGUGAUUGUUUGCACAUUUUGACUCAUGACUAACAGUAUUUGAUUCCUAAAUUUUUUACCGAACAUAUUUACAUCUAGUUUAUAUUCUCAAAACAUAUGACUGCCUAUAUUUUUCAAGUUUUUUUUUUUUAAAUUUUCUUGAGGAUAUAUAACAGAUUUUACUGGCUUGUUACUGUUAUAGCAUAUUGACAUUACAUUGAAUGAUAGCUUUUGUUAAUUUUUGUGCAAAUGACAAUCAAUGAGUUUGUUAAAUGUUUGCACUUUUCAUGUUUAAAAACCUAUAAACUUUGAAGAUAAAUUGUUUUAUUUGUUAGAAAAAAAUUACUCAUUUUGCAUGAGUUCUAUUGUACUUGCUGUGAUAAACAUGUUAAAACUAUACAUUCAAUGCCAAAAGUCUAGACUUGAUUUGGUAUAUUGCCUGUUGAAAGAACCCUGUGAAUGAAUUCACUGACUAAGUCACCUUCCACUGAAAUAAUAACUAAAGUCAGUACCCACCAGAACUCUAAUUCAGUCAAAAGUCAGUCACUGUUUGUGCAACAUUUUCUGCUAGAUUGUAUAUGUAAUUAUUGAUUUGUGUUUUUGUAACAAUUGUAUCAGGAUUUGUACUAGCAACAGUUAUGUUGGUUUGUGUGUCUGCAACAAUUGUUUCCAGUUUGUUUGCUAAUAUUUGUAACAUGUGACCAUCUGUGUUCCUGCAAAAUUUGUGCCAUGUUUGUGUGUGUUUGCAACAUUUGUGUGCCUGCAACUUUUGUGCCCUAUUUGUGCAUGAGUGUGUGCAACAUUUGUAACCUGCUUGGGUGUGUAUGCAAUUAUUUGUGCCCUGUUUGUGUGCCUACAACAUUUGUGCCCAGUUUGUGUGCCUGCAAUAUUUGUGCCCUGUUUGUGUGCGUGCAACAUUUGUGCCCAGUUUGUGUGCCUGCAACAUUUGUGCCCAGUUUGUGUGCCUGCAAUAUUUGUGCCC